AUGAAAUUGAACGUCAAAAACAUCCGCUACCUCAGCGGAGACGACUGGCGAGUCCUCACAGCCACCGAGAUGGGCAGUCGAAACCACGAAGUCGUCCCCACGCCCCUAAUCUCUCAACUCGCCUCCCUCCGCGCCGGCGGCAUCCCCCGCUGCAUCUCCAACCUCGCAAAGAUCGGGCUGAUCGCGAAGGUCAAGAACGCAAAGUACGACGGCUACCGCCUAACUUACGGCGGGCUUGACUACCUCGCCCUGCACACGCACACCAAGGCUUCCACUGUCUACUCCGUGGGCAACCAGAUCGGCGUGGGCAAGGAGUCCGACAUCUUCGUGUGCGCGUCGGAGACGGGCAAGCAAUUGGUGCUGAAGAUCCACCGGCUGGGCAGGAUCUCGUUCCGGACGGUCAAGGCGAAUAGAGAUUACCUGCGGAACCGCUCGUCGGCGUCGUGGAUGUACAUGUCGAGGUUGGCGGCGACGAAGGAGUUCGAGUUCAUGAAGGCGCUGCGGGACGCAGGGUUCCCUGUGCCGGAGCCCGUGGCGCAGAAUAGGCAUACGGUUAUCAUGAGCUUGAUUGAUGCGUUUCCUAUGAGGCAGAUCUCGGCGGUCGCGGAACCCGCGGCGCUGUACGCGGAACUGUUGUCGCUUAUUGUGCAGCUCGCGCAGCAUGGGUUGAUUCAUGGGGAUUUCAACGAGUUUAACAUCUUGAUUGAGGAGAAGGUGGAUGAGGAGUCGGGAGAGGUCACGCUCAUUCCGACGGUCAUUGACUUCCCUCAGAUGAUCUCCAUCGAUCAUAUGAAUGCGGAGUACUAUUUCGACAGAGAUGUGCAAUGCAUCAAGAGGUACUUCUCACGGCGUUUUGGCUUCACCAGCGACGAACCUGGCCCGUUCUUCAAGGACGCCAUCAAGACGAUCACCAAACGUAUUGAUGUGGAGGUCGAAGCCUCGGGUUUCAGCAAGAAGAUGGCUAAGGAGCUGGACAAUUACAUGAAGGAGCAUGGCGUGGACGGCGACGCAGGGGACAUUGAAAAGGCGGAAGAGGACGAAGACGAGGAUGACGAGGAGGACGGAGCUAGUGACCGUGAUAGCGAAGACGGCGGUGUGACAUUGGAUGGAUCGACUGGGCUUUCCGACGAUAUCAGCAGCGCCGCUGUGAAGGAUGACGAACAAUCGUCGGCCCUUCCAGCGCAGAUGACCAUCCUUGAUAUUCGAGACAACGAUCCACUUCCCGAUCUCAGUGAGAUCAAGAAGUCCGCACCAACACCAAGCAUAUCUACUAAAGCUGCUAAGGCAAAGGCUGGGUGGUCCAUCUGA
Molecule: messenger RNA, 1308 nt
Organism: Aaosphaeria arxii CBS 175.79
Lineage: Eukaryota; Fungi; Ascomycota; Dothideomycetes; Pleosporales
Product: RIO1-domain-containing protein
Exons: 2
Coding region: 1-1308 (435 amino acids)
Biological process (GO): maturation of SSU-rRNA; protein phosphorylation
Cellular component (GO): cytosol; nucleus; preribosome, small subunit precursor
Molecular function (GO): protein serine/threonine kinase activity; ATP binding
Source: RefSeq, a predicted model, not a curated record